CAUUGACAUUUGUUCGCGCCAAAACAUUAAUCAGAUGUUAUUGUUUUGAAUCGUGUUCAAACUGAACUUCCAAAUAUGUGUUUAAAAUAGCCCCUAAUUGCCAUAAAUUUAACGGUAAACCGCCUAGACUUCAUCAUGAUGAGAGUUACCAGAUCCUCGGCUAGAAAAAGUGUAGCCUCCCAAGAGAAAAAACCCGAAAAAGAGACACGGACGAGACGUGCCCCACGCAAAAUCGUUUCCAGUUCCGAAAGUGAGGAUGAAGAAGAGAACAUUUUGAUGAAACCAUGCAAAAACACCCCUACGAAACAGAAGUCGAGAUGUAGCGAGUCGGAUAUGGCCCUCUUAAGUCCGGUCACUCCUCCGAAACAGCCCAAAACUGACCGUAAGGAACUUACCAUGACGCCGAGCAGUAUGCUCAAGACACUCACCCUAAUUAGUCCUAAAAAGAGAGUUAAAGAAACGGUUUCGAAGAAAGCACUGUUCCACACUGAACCUGAAGAAAAUGAUAAAUGUGAAGAGAGAGUAAAAGUUGGAAAGUACCAGAAUGCCCGAAAAGCUUUACAUAGUAACUUCCCAACCGAUAUGCCUGGCAGGGAGAAAGAAAUUCAGGAAAUCAGUGAGUUUAUUAAGGGUCAUUUGGAGAAUGAGUCCUCGGGUUCUAUUUAUAUUAGUGGACCACCUGGCACAGGAAAAACUGCCUCUUUAAAUUUGAUUUUGGAACAAGAAGAUAUAAACACAAAAGUUCAACAAAUAUAUGUAAACUGCACAGCGAUCAAAUCAGCCACCUCAGUUUACUCCCGACUGAAUAAGGAGCUCAACCUUAAAGUGACUGGAAAAUCUGAAAAAGACAACUUGGCAGCCUUUGAAAAAUACUUGAAACAGAAGCAUAAAACCGUCCUAAUUGUCCUGGACGAAAUCGAUCAGCUAGAAACCAAAAACCACUCAAUUUUAUACACGAUCUUUGAAUUGCCUUCAAGAUUGAACUCGAAAAUAAUCUUAGUUGGUAUUGCUAACGCUCUGGACUUAACUGAUCGUAUGCUACCGCGUCUACAAGCCCGUUGCGAGCUGAAACCAAGACUACUGCACUUUGCUCCUUACACCAAAGAACAAAUCGUUCAUAUAUUCACUUCUAGACUUAAAGAAGCGGGAGUCCUAGAUGUGUUCUCUCCUGUAGCGUUGCAAAUGUUAGCAGGCAAAGUAGCAUCAAUAUCCGGUGACGUUAGACGUGCCUUAGAUAUCGGCCGAAGGGUCGUCGAGCUAAUAGAUGAAAAUAAAAAGUCCGAUAUAUUUAAAAGUGUCGAAAACUUUGUGGUCGAAGAAUCUAAGAAGGUGAACUAUCAGGAGGUCAUCUGUGUAUUGAAUAACGUCUAUGGAACGUCGCAAAAUUUAGCGGACGACUGUGAGGAGGCGUUUCCGUUACAGCAGAAAAUCGUCGUGUGUUCAUUGCUUUUGAUUAUGAAAAAAGCGAAAAAUAAGGAUGUGACCGUUGGGAAACUACACGAAAUUUAUUCGAGAGUUUGCCAGAAACGUAAUUUGACUUCGGUCGAUCAGGCCGAGUUCGUUGGACUGUGUCAGUUAAUAGAAACCAAAGGAAUCAUCAGAGUUUCCGGGAAAAAAGAGCCGAGAUUGCAUAAAAUCACUCUGGAAUGGAACGAGAACGAGGUCUCUGAAGCUUUGAAGGAUAAGCAACUGAUCUCGACCAUAUUACAAGACGAGAACUGUUUAGGGAAGUUGUAAUUAGGAUUUUAUAUGUGUUAGAGACUAAUUUUUAACGGAAAUAUACUUUUAAUUGUC
Messenger RNA from Anthonomus grandis grandis, 1794 nucleotides. RefSeq names its product cell division control protein 6 homolog (gene Cdc6). The coding region runs from base 136 to 1737 and encodes 533 amino acids. Gene Ontology annotation, molecular function: ATP hydrolysis activity; DNA replication origin binding. The transcript is spliced from 3 exons. Gene Ontology annotation, biological process: DNA replication initiation; mitotic DNA replication checkpoint signaling; cell division. Gene Ontology annotation, cellular component: nucleus. The record is from RefSeq and is a predicted model, not a curated record. NCBI's taxonomy places the organism in Eukaryota, Metazoa, Arthropoda, Insecta, Coleoptera, Curculionidae.